AUGCUGCAGGCCGCCGGUAACGACGAGGUUACUCUCCCCUCCAGCCCUUUUGCUGGAGGCGCCGUGGCCUAUAACCAGAUCAGCAAGGAAUUGCAACCACUUCCUUCAAUGGAAAUCAGCAAUGGGGCGGUGAUCGCCCCUGCUUCUUCCCGUGUACGAGGCAGCAGCGGCAAGAUGUUUGCUCUCGAGCUCGAGGAUGGCACAGUCUACCAGGGCUACAGCUUUGGUGCUGAGAAGAGUGUGUCAGGCGAAUUGGUUUUCCAGACCGGUAUGGUGGGAUACCCAGAGUCCAUCACGGAUCCCUCAUAUCGCGGCCAGAUCCUGGUCGUCACCUUCCCUCUGGUGGGCAACUAUGGUGUUCCCUCCCGGGACACCAUGGAUGAGCUCCUCAAGACAUUGCCCAAAUAUUUCGAAUCGACAGAGAUCCACGUUGCAGCUCUCGUCGUCGCCACAUACGCCGGUGAGGAUUACUCGCACUUCCUCGCCGAGUCGUCCUUGGGCCAGUGGCUCAAGGAGCAGGGUAUCCCCGCCAUGCAUGGUGUCGAUACUCGUGCUCUGACCAAGCGUAUCCGUGAGAAGGGUAGCAUGCUUGGUCGCAUGAUGCUCUCGAAGUCGGAAAUCCCCGAUGGUGUCGUGGAGGUGGCCUCAGGUGAUAAGGACAGCUGGCGGUCAACCUUCGAGGAGAUUGAAUGGGAGGACCCGAACAAGAAGAACCUUGUGAGCGAAGUCUCGAUCAAGGAACCCCGCCUCUUCACUCCCCCCGAGGAUAUCGCCCUCAAACACCCCUCUGGUCGUCCUGUCCGCGUUCUCUGCUUGGAUGUCGGUAUGAAGUUCAACCAGCUGCGCUGCCUGCUUGCUCGCGGGGUCGAAGUCCUUGUGGUCCCCUGGGACUACGAUUUCCCCAAGCUUGCUGGCAAGGACUACGAUGGUUUGUUCGUCUCGAACGGUCCCGGUGACCCUGCCAUGCUCUCCACAACUGUCAACAACCUGUCCAAGACCCUGGCGGAGGCUAGAACUCCUGUCUUCGGUAUCUGUCUUGGUCACCAGUUGAUUGCUCGCUCCGUCGGUGCCCAAACCCUGAAGAUGAAGUUCGGUAACCGUGGCCACAACAUCCCCUGCACGAGCAUGAUCUCGGGCAAGUGUCACAUCACCUCUCAGAACCACGGUUACGCUGUCGAUUCGACGACCCUCCCCGAAGGCUGGGAGGAGCUCUUCGUCAAUGCCAACGACGGCAGCAACGAGGGUAUCCGACACGUCAGCCGCCCCUUCUUCAGUGUCCAGUUCCACCCUGAGAGCACUCCCGGUCCCAGGGAUACCGAGUAUCUCUUCGAUGUGUUCAUCAACACGAUCAAGGACACUCUUGCCUCGGCUGAUGCUCUGCAGAAGCCCGUGUCGUUCCCUGGCGGCACCAAGGAAGAGAACAUCAAGACUUCCCCACGUGUGUCUGUCAAGAAGGUUCUCAUCCUGGGAAGUGGUGGUCUCAGCAUCGGCCAGGCCGGUGAAUUUGACUACUCUGGCAGUCAGGCCAUCAAGGCGUUGAAGGAAGAAGGCAUCUACACCAUCCUGAUCAACCCCAAUAUUGCCACUAUCCAGACCUCCAAGGGUCUGGCUGACAAGGUCUACUUCCUGCCUGUGAACGCGGACUUUGUGCGCAAAGUCAUCAAGCAUGAGCGCCCUGAUGCCAUCUACGUUACCUUCGGUGGCCAGACCGCUCUCCAAGUCGGUAUCCAGCUCAAGGAUGAGUUCGAGGCCCUUGGUGUCAGGGUCCUCGGUACCCCCAUCGAUACUAUCAUCACAACGGAGGAUCGUGAGUUCUUCGCUCGGAGCAUGGAGUCUAUCAACGAGAAGUGCGCCAAGUCCGCUUCGGCCUCCACUCUGGAGGAAGCUCUUAGAGUCGUUGAGGACAUCGGUUUCCCCGUCAUCGUCCGCGCUGCCUAUGCGCUCGGUGGUCUCGGCAGUGGUUUUGCCGAAGACAUGGAUCAGCUGAGGGACCUGUGCACAAAGGCCUUCGCCGCCAGUCCCCAGGUCCUGAUUGAGAAGAGUAUGAAGGGCUGGAAGGAAAUUGAGUACGAGGUCGUUCGUGAUUGCCAGGACAACUGCAUCACUGUCUGCAACAUGGAGAACUUCGAUCCUCUUGGUAUCCACACUGGUGAUUCCAUUGUCGUCGCACCUUCCCAGACGCUUUCUGACGAGGACUACAAUAUGCUGCGUACCACCGCCGUCAAUGUCAUCCGCCAUCUCGGCGUUGUCGGAGAGUGCAACAUUCAGUAUGCUCUGAACCCGUUCUCGAAGGAGUACUGCAUCAUCGAGGUCAAUGCUCGUCUGUCGAGAUCCUCUGCUCUUGCCUCGAAGGCUACCGGUUACCCUCUCGCCUUCAUUGCUGCCAAGCUUGGUCUUGGUAUUCCUCUCAAUGAAAUCAAGAACUCCGUCACCAAGGUCACGUGCGCUUGCUUUGAGCCCUCUCUCGACUACUGCGUUGUGAAGAUUCCCCGUUGGGAUCUGAAGAAGUUUACUCGUGUUUCGACCCAGCUUGGCUCUUCGAUGAAGAGUGUUGGUGAGGUCAUGGCCAUUGGUAGAACCUUCGAGGAAGCCAUUCAAAAGGCCAUCCGGUCCGUUGAUUUCCACAACCUGGGCUUCAAUGAGACUAGUGCCCUCAUGUCCAUCAGCGAGGAACUGCAGACACCUUCUGACCAGCGUCUGUUCGCCAUUGCCAACGCCAUGGCUGCUGGCUACAGUGUCGAUGAUAUCUGGAAGCUCACUCAGAUUGACAAGUGGUUCCUGAGCAGACUCAAGCGCCUGAGCGAUUUCAGCAAGCUCAUGAGCACCUACAAUGCCACCUCCGUCCCUCGGCCGCUCCUGCGUGAGGCCAAGCAGCUUGGUUUCUCUGACCGUCAGCUGGCGAACUUCCUGAGCUCGAACGAGCUUGCCAUCAGACGGCUGCGUGUCGAGGCUGGCAUUUUCCCCAUUGUCAAGCAAAUUGAUACCGUCGCCGCUGAAUUCCCAUCGGUGACCAACUACCUGUACCUGACCUACAACGCCUCCGCCCAUGAUGUUGCUUUCGACGACAAUGGUAUCAUGGUUCUUGGAUCUGGUGUCUACAGAAUUGGUUCCUCCGUGGAGUUUGACUGGUGUUCCGUGCGGACCAUCCGAACCCUCCGUGAACAGGGUCAUAAGACCGUCAUGGUCAACUACAAUCCCGAGACUGUCAGUACUGAUUACGACGAGGCUGAUCGCUUGUACUUUGAGAACAUCAACCUUGAGACUGUUCUGGACAUCUACCAGCUGGAAUCCUCUAGCGGUGUGGUCAUCUCCAUGGGUGGCCAGACCCCCAACAACAUUGCUCUGCCCCUCCACCGCCUCAAUGUCAAGAUCCUCGGUACCUCCCCUGAGAUGAUCGACGGUGCUGAGAAUCGUUACAAGUUCUCCCGCAUGCUUGACCGCAUCGGUGUCGAUCAACCUGCCUGGAAGGAACUCACCAGCAUCGAGGAGGCCAAGGGGUUCUGCGACAAGGUCGGCUACCCCGUUCUUGUCCGUCCUUCAUAUGUGCUCUCUGGCGCUGCCAUGAACACAGUCUAUUCCGAGCACGACCUUGCUUCCUAUCUCAACCAGGCUGCCGAUGUGUCGCGUGAUCACCCGGUCGUUAUCACCAAGUAUAUCGAGAACGCCAAGGAAAUUGAAAUGGAUGCCGUGGCCCGUAAUGGUGUUAUGGUCGGCCAUUUCAUCUCCGAGCACGUCGAGAACGCUGGUGUCCACUCCGGAGACGCAACCCUCAUCCUGCCGCCUCAGGAUCUGUCUCCCGAGACCGUUCGGCGAAUCGAGGAGGCCACCGCCAAGAUCGGAAACGCUCUCAACGUCACUGGUCCUUUCAACAUCCAGUUCAUCGCUAAGGACAACGAUAUCAAGGUCAUUGAGUGCAAUGUCCGCGCUUCCCGGUCGUUCCCCUUCGUGUCUAAGGUCAUGGGUGUUGAUCUGAUCGAGAUGGCAACCAAGGCGAUGAUUGGCAUCCCCUUCACUGAGUACCCGCCAGUGACUGUUCCCAAGAACUACGUAGGUGUCAAGGUUCCUCAGUUCUCCUUCUCUCGUCUCUCCGGAGCCGACCCCGUUUUGGGUGUUGAGAUGGCCUCUACUGGUGAAGUUGCUUCUUUCGGUCGCGACAAGUAUGAAGCCUACCUUAAGGCUCUUAUCUCCACUGGCUUCCGUCUCCCCAAGAAGAACAUCCUGUUCUCCAUUGGUGGAUACAAGGAGAAGCUUGAGAUGCUGCCUUCCAUUCGCAAGUUGCACCAGCUGGGAUUCAAUCUCUUUGCCACUUCUGGUACUGCCGAUUUCCUGAAGGAGCACGGUGUCCCCGUCAAGUACCUGGAAGUCCUUCCUGGCCAGGAGGAGGAACUCAAGUCUGAGUACUCUCUUACUCAGCACUUGGCGAACAACCUCAUUGAUCUGUACAUCAACCUGCCGUCCAACAACCGUUUCAGACGUCCUGCCAACUACAUGAGCAAGGGUUACCAGACUCGUCGUAUGGCCGUUGACUACCAGACUCCUCUGGUUACCAACGUGAAGAAUGCGAAGAUCCUGAUCGAAGCCAUUUCUCGUCACUAUGGUUUGAACGUGCAGACUAUCGAUUAUCAGACCAGCCACCGCACGGUUGUCCUGCCUGGCCUGAUCAACAUCGCUGCCUUCGUUCCUGGCUUGGUUACCGCUGGCUCCAAGGACUUCGAGCUUGUGACCAAGGCUUCCAUUGCUGCUGGUUUCAGCAUGAUUCGUGUGAUGCCAGUCGGUGUUGAGGCUUCCGUCACGGAUGCCCGUGCCUUGAGAGUUGCCCAGCAGAAUGCCCAGAAGGCUCCGUACUGUGACUUCAACUUCUCCGUCGCAGCGACUUCCACCAACUCCGACCAGGUUGGUCAAGUGACAGGGGAGGUUGGAUCUCUCUUCAUUCCCUUCAACCACCUAUCUGGCAACAUCAGCAAGGUCACGGCUGUGACGAACCACUUCUCCGUCUGGCCCUCCAGCAAGCCCAUGAUCACGGACGCCAAGUCCACCGAUCUCGCCUCGCUUCUCUUACUGGCAAGCCUUCAUAGCCGCAACAUCCACGUCAUGAGUGUCACGUCGAAGGAAGACAUCAACCUCAUCGCUCUCAGCAAGGAGAAGGGUCUCAAGGUCACCUGCGAUGUCUCGAUCUUCUGCCUCUUCCUUUCCAAGGAUGAUUUCCCCGAGUGCAACUCCCUGCCCUCAGUUGAGGAUCAGAAGGCUCUGUGGGAGCACCUGAGCACCAUCGACGUCUUCUCGAUCGGCAGCGUCCCCUUCCAGCUUGCUGGCAAGGAUGCUUCCCCGGUCGUAGGUAUCGCUGAAGCCCUGCCUCUGCUCUUCACCGCUGUGUCUGAGGGCCGACUGACUGUUGAGGACGUUACUGCUCGUCUCUAUGAGAAUCCCAAGAAGAUCUUCGAGCUGCACGAACAGGCCGACAGCUCGGUUGAGAUCGAGAUUGAUCGCCCCUACGUGUUCCAGGCUCCUUACUGGUCUCCUUUCAACGGCAAGACCUUGCGGGGUGCCGUCCAGCGGGUCACUUUCCAGGGCAAGACAUCUUGCCUCGACGGUGAGGUGAUUCCCGAUGCCCCCAAGGGCACUGAUAUGUCUGCCCACCGGAUUGUUCCUGCCUCUCCCUCCGUCAAGGCCAUGUCUCCCAUGGUUCACCCUCGCCCCGAGAGUUCCAUGGACCGCAGACUGUCGAUCUCUGGUACUCCCAUCCGGUCGCUGAAGCCCAGACCAGCGGAUCUGGCUUCGCACGAGCUCGGACCUCCUCUGUAUACCCCCGUGCAGACCUCCACCCUCCGUGAGCUUCUCUCGCGGUCGACCUUCAGACAGAAGCACGUCCUUUCCGUCAACCAGUUCACUCGGGCUGACCUGCACCUGCUCUUCACGGUCGCUCAGGAGAUGCGCCUCGGAGUCCAGCGCCAGGGUGUUCUCGACAUCCUGAAGGGUCGUGUCCUUACCACCCUUUUCUACGAGCCCUCCACUCGUACCUCGGCCUCCUUUGAUGCUGCCAUGCAGCGUCUCGGUGGACGGACCAUUGCCAUCUCGACUGCGCACUCUUCGACUAAGAAGGGCGAGACCCUGCAGGACACCGUCCGUACCCUUGGAUGCUACGGAGACGCCGUCGUUCUGCGUCACCCCGACCCGAGCAGCGCUGAGACGGCUGCCAAGUUCUCGCCUGUGCCGGUCAUCAACGGCGGCAACGGCAGUGUCGAGCACCCUACCCAGGCGUUCCUUGACCUGUUCACCAUCCGCGAGGAGCUGGGCACCGUCACUGGCCUGACUAUCACCUUCACUGGUGAUCUCAGAUAUGGACGUACUGUCCACUCCCUGAUCAAGUUGCUCCAGUUCUACGACGUCCGGGUGCAGCUUGUUGCGCCUAAGGAUCUGUCUCUGCCCGAGGAGGUCCGCCAGUCGGUCAUCGCGUCCGGACAGCUGGCUGUGGAGUCUGAGGAGCUGACUCCUGAGAUCGUUGCUCAGACCGAUGUUCUGUACUCUACCCGCGUGCAGAAGGAGCGUUUCGCCGAUCUCGACCAGUACGAGCGCCUCAAGAACAGCUUCAUCAUUGACAAUGCUCUUCUGAAGCACGCCAAGAGCCACAUGGUCGUGAUGCACCCCUUGCCCCGUAAUGCCGAGAUCGCCGAGGAGGUUGAUUUCGACCAGCGGGCGGCUUACUUCCGACAGAUGCGAUAUGGCCUUUACUGCCGUAUGGCUCUGCUUGCCUUGGUCCUGGCGCCCUAG
Messenger RNA from Aspergillus clavatus NRRL 1, 6768 nucleotides. RefSeq names its product bifunctional carbamoylphosphate synthetase/aspartate transcarbamylase. The transcript is spliced from 3 exons. Gene Ontology annotation, molecular function: carbamoyl-phosphate synthase (glutamine-hydrolyzing) activity; ATP binding; aspartate carbamoyltransferase activity. Gene Ontology annotation, biological process: L-glutamine metabolic process; L-citrulline biosynthetic process; 'de novo' pyrimidine nucleobase biosynthetic process. The coding region runs from base 1 to 6768 and encodes 2255 amino acids. NCBI's taxonomy places the organism in Eukaryota, Fungi, Ascomycota, Eurotiomycetes, Eurotiales, Aspergillaceae. Gene Ontology annotation, cellular component: cytoplasm; cytosol. The record is from RefSeq and is a predicted model, not a curated record.